AUGAAUGAUGUCGUGGAAAGGAGACAGAUCCAUUGUUUCAAGGUGGUUGACUCAGUCUUUGAAGCUCGUACUGGAAUAAAACUGAAUUUAGACAAGAGUACAAUGGUUAGUAUAGGAGCUGAUGAGGUUGUUGAUGUGUUGGCUAAAGAGUUGGGUUAUAGAACUGAGAGAUUGCCAAUAAAAUAUCUGGAAUUACCUAUUGGUGCUAGUUUUUGGUGUACUUCAAUUUGGGAAACUAUUCUUGGGAAAAUGGAGAUGAAGUUGGCUUCAUGGAAAAAGAAAUAUCUUAAUAAAGCUGGGAGAUUGAUUGAUAUCAAAAGAUUCUUAGUUAGUUUGCAUGUUUACUUCCUUUCUCUUUUUUAA
This is a messenger RNA of Papaver somniferum (opium poppy), 363 nucleotides long. RefSeq lists its product as uncharacterized. Bases 1 to 363 code for a protein of 120 amino acids. The transcript has 2 exons. NCBI's taxonomy places the organism in Eukaryota, Viridiplantae, Streptophyta, Magnoliopsida, Ranunculales, Papaveraceae. The record is from RefSeq and is a predicted model, not a curated record.